AUGAAUAAUGUCCCCCCACAUGGAGCUCAGCCUUAUGAGAACAGCCUCUACAACUCAGAGUCUCUGAGCCUGGACCUUACCUCCAGGUUAGCUAUGGAUGUGAGUAGUCAUGCGGACCAGCUCUCUGCCCCUUCCCUGACUAGCAUCAACUCCCUGGUGGGCACUUACGCUGGUGAGUUUAAUGCCUGUCAGAUUGCCACAGCUCCUACCACCGCCUCGGACCCUGAGCCGCUCUUCAAAAUGGAUGACUUCCAGGUUUACGGCUGCUACCCUGGCACCUUGGCCCUGAGCUACUUCGACGAAGCCCUGUCUUCUGGUGGCUCUGACUUUUUCGGCAGCCCUGUGUCAGCCCAGUCUCCCUGUACUCCAGAUUUCCAGACCCAGCCUGCGUCAGUUUGGGACUCGGCCUUCGGGCCAUACUCUCCCAACCCGGGCAGCUGGGUGGCUGAUAAGACUGCAUUAACACAGCCAUCCUCUUUCUUCACCUUCUGUCCCGGCUCAGUGGAGGAUCUGUCUCCUCUGGGCCAGCCACAGCCCCAGCUGGCUGAGCAAGACCCCUUCUCUCUGGGCCAGCAGCACCCCUCCCCCCUGUCCUUCUCCCCUCUAACCCAGGAUCCAGGCACCCUAGAUGUCUCAGGCCUCAUUGAAGGGAGAAUGUCUGCGAAACCGCACAGCCCUACUGAAAACGAGGGUCUCUGUGCUGUUUGUGGGGACAACGCCUCCUGCCAGCACUAUGGGGUUCGCACAUGUGAGGGCUGCAAAGGUUUUUUCAAGCGUACUGUACAGAAAAAAUCUAAAUACGUGUGCCUUGCCAACAAGGACUGUCCAGUUGACAAGCGGCGACGGAACCGCUGUCAAUUCUGUCGUUUCCAGAAGUGCCUGGCAGUAGGCAUGGUGAAAGAAGUUGUGAGAACAGAUAGCUUAAAAGGUCGAAGAGGUCGUCUGCCCUCCAAGCCAAAAGCAGUCCAGUGCCUAUCGUCUGCUGUGUCUCGAGUCGACAUCAUUGCCUCUCUUGUGAGAGAAUACAUUGAAUCAAACUCUGGUGUUGGGAAACUGGACUACUCCAAGUACCAGGAGACUGUGGCCAGUCUGUCAGAGAAAGAGGACACUUGUGACAUCAAACAGUUCUACAACCUCCUCACGGAGUCCAUGGACGUGAUCAGAAAGUGGGCUGAGAGCAUCCCUGGGUUCACCUCCUUCUGCUCCGAGGACCAGGAGCUGCUACUAGAGUCAGCCUUCUUAGAACUGUUCAUCUUGCGACUAGCAUACAGGUCCAACCCUGAGACGGACAAGCUGAUCUUCUGCAAUGGCAUGGUGCUUCACCGGAUGCAGUGUAUACGGGGCUUCGGUGACUGGAUAGACUCCAUCAUGAACUUCUCCCAGAGCCUCCACCGCAUGAACCUGGACGUGUCAUCCUUCUCCUGCCUCACAACUCUGGUCAUAAUCACUGACCGCCACGGCCUGAAGGAUCCAAAGCGGGUGGAGGAGUUCCAGAGCCAGCUAAUCACCUGUCUCAGAGAUCACGUCUCCAGCUGCGCCCCCGACUCCACUGGGCCCAACUACCUGUCCCGCCUUCUGGGAAAACUGCCCGAGCUACGGACUCUCUGCACCCAGGGCCUGCAACGCAUCUUCUAUCUCAAGCUUGAGGACUUGGUCCCACCACCCCCCAUAGUUGACAGAAUGAUCAUGGAUGUUCUGCCUUUAUGA
Molecule: messenger RNA, 1707 nt
Organism: Salvelinus namaycush (lake trout)
Lineage: Eukaryota; Metazoa; Chordata; Actinopteri; Salmoniformes; Salmonidae
Product: probable nuclear hormone receptor HR38
Exons: 6
Coding region: 1-1707 (568 amino acids)
Biological process (GO): cellular response to corticotropin-releasing hormone stimulus; regulation of transcription by RNA polymerase II
Cellular component (GO): transcription regulator complex; nucleus
Molecular function (GO): RNA polymerase II cis-regulatory region sequence-specific DNA binding; zinc ion binding; nuclear receptor activity
Source: RefSeq, a predicted model, not a curated record